This is a messenger RNA of Cyphellophora europaea CBS 101466, 1632 nucleotides long. RefSeq lists its product as uncharacterized. Gene Ontology annotation, biological process: positive regulation of TORC1 signaling; positive regulation of GTPase activity. Lineage: Eukaryota; Fungi; Ascomycota; Eurotiomycetes; Chaetothyriales; Cyphellophoraceae. The record is from RefSeq and is a predicted model, not a curated record. The transcript is spliced from 2 exons. Bases 1 to 1632 code for a protein of 543 amino acids. Gene Ontology annotation, molecular function: GTPase activator activity. Gene Ontology annotation, cellular component: cytosol.
AUGGAUUUCACUCUCUCACUCACUCAUUUCUGCGAGAGCCAUGGGCCCAAAUGCGUGCUUUGCACGCAGGUGCUCCCGCUGGAAUGCGCCACCUGCGUUCCGCCUUCACCUCCUCUCCGUCCGCAACCCUCUACCUCUACCUUCAACAUAUCCGAUCCGGAGCCAGCCUUCGAAGACACCGGACGUGUUCAUACGAUUCCGUCGCUCCGCAAGACAGAUACCAACAUAACCCUCCCUACCGAUUUCUCCGGAGCCUCCACAAAUGUUGACUCGGAAUCAGAUAGCCCCACCAUCGAACGACAUCCGCUAUUCAAGAACCACGACCCUAACACCAGUGUUCCACCACAGUUCCGCUAUGGUCGCGCCCAAGGUGAGACAUGCGCCUCUUGCACAUUCACUGCCCCCGAAUCUGUAGCCAGCAGUCUUCCCUCCGGCGCUCCUGGCAGCCUCAAGUCCGAUGGCAAGAGCAAGAACGGCGCACCUGUUUUCCGUUCGAGAGAAUUUGUCUGUUUAGGGACAUCCCCCAACAGCGCUGGGCCUCAAGACUCAGCAGCGGGCGGUAGCAGCAAUGGUACAAGCUAUCCUCCAUCGUCCUACGCUUCCUCCACCCACCCGGAGCAAUGCCACGACCAUACAAUGACAUAUCUUACGGCCAAAUCACCCUCAGACCCAGACACCUAUUCGUACCUGCGAGCCUCAGUCAUUCGCACGCUUUCCUGCGAGCUCCUCCCACGUGGUAUGUCCGAUGGACCUCUGUGUUUUGGCGAUGCUACGCAAGGUUACACCAUUGCCUACGUCUUUCGCUUGACGGAUCCAAAGGCACGUGGCAGGAGGCGAUGCUAUGCAUUCUUGGCCCUUGCUGGAAAAGACGCUAAGAGGGCAUUCCGUGCAGCACCAAUGCUGUGGGAAGCGUUCGCAAGUAUGAGCAGAGGAAUCGAGGGGGCCGCAAUGAGGGCCGCUGAGGAGAAAGAGCGCAAAGAAGAAGAGGAACGGCAACAAGGGGUGGGCCGUCAGCCAGGUCGCGCCCCUCGGGAAAGCCCAAAGAGCGAGAAAGUCGCGUAUACACCCGUCUCGUCCUUCCUAACACGAAGGGCAAUGGAUCCUGACGGCACCAUCAGACGCAUGGGCCAAACAAGUCCACGGAGUCUCGCCGAUAUUGUGGGUGAUGAGACUAUUUUUGCGAUCCUACAUCAAUAUUUCGUUGCCCUUUUGCGCUGCCUGGGAGACAGGUUUGGUGGGAUCCCCCUGGCAGACCGAGAAGCCGUCUAUCAGACUAUGGCCGACGCUGCCGGCCUAGGUGGUGAGAAGUCACCGAGUCGGGUUCAUCAUGAACGGGUGCGCUCGCGACAAACAGAGACUGCAGAACCGUAUUCUUUGCGCGAGGAAGAUAGCACUCCAAAACCUGAGCCUGCAAAGACGCUCAAGAUCAGGCCAAGCAAGGAACGCCCACGACAAAGAGAAGAGACCGAAGAAGCAGAGGUCGAGGAUGAAAUCGACAAGGCGAAGAAGCGUCUUAGCAAGACGCUGAGUCUGGGCAGCACAGGACAAUGCGCGCCUCUGCACGUCACGCAGGCUGCGGCUAGGGGACAAGUCCAAGUCGCGCCAACGAGUUCGCGGCAGGUCACCGUCUGA